GGCAGUCUGAUGUUUAUAUAGCAAGUGUUAUCUCCCUAGUGAACCCAAACAGUUUUUUUGACAAAAUACAUGAAUUCGGUAAUACUCCAAGACAUUAUUUACCACCAUUAUCAGUUGUGCAUGUAAUGAGCUUUGGAAGCCAUGGAAGCAGGGUUUGGUGUUUCAAUAGAACGGAAAUAGCAGACAGCUUGAAUGAAUUGAUAUGUAAAUUUUAGAGGGAAUGUCUUUAGUAUUUGUUUCAUCUGCAUGCUUCUAUUGAUGUAGCAGUCUGCGAUUGUUUGUAUCUUUAAAUGGGAAAUACAAAAGUCAGAUUUUUAAUGUGAGUGAAACAAGUAUGAAAUGUAUCAACACUGUGGCCAUGUUUAUGGAAAGACUACAUAUACAUGUAUAGAGAAAAUGAUGAGACACUAGAUAAGAUGUGGAUAUGAUUAUAGUAUUAUGUACACUGUGCAAUAUGUUACAUAUAUACCAGUAAAUUAUGUCAUAUUUUGAUUGUUCGGAUCAUUCGGAUACCUUAGAGGAUAUAGAAGAAGAAGAUGAAGAAGAAGAGGAGGAGUUGGAGGUUGGGACAUCGGAAGAAGAUGAAAUAAUAAUUGAAGGCAGCCAUGAUCAUCAUGAUCUAGAAGAUUUAGAUGAUGAUCCUACUAACUGGCUGGCACCAGAAGAUGAAGAAGAAGAAGAUGGAACAUCAAAUGUUGAUGUUAUUUCACCUGAACAAGAACUAUUUUCUCUCAUGCAACAACUAGAUGAUGAACGGAACUGUAUAUUACGAGAAGCUGAAGAAGAAAAUAAACAGAGGAAAUGGUUCUAUGAUCAGUUAGAAGUAAUUAGUAGUAAAAUUGAUAAUAUACCCAUCCCAGAACAGUAUAAUUUACAAACAGACAUGACUAGAAGACAAUUGGAAUAUGAUGCUAAACAGCUGACUGAAACAUUGCAUGAAAAACUAGGUACCGGAGAUCAAAUAGCCUUAAGACAAAGUGCCAGAGUUCAACGUUUACGCACAAUAGAAGCAGAGAUGAUGGAGUUACAAAAACGACGUCAUCAAAUACAGAUGGCUGAACUUAGUGCUGCUAAGAAUGUAUUGAAAGAUGUAGCUGUUAAUACAAUCAUUUGUGGAGAGGUAUUUGUACCGAAGCCUGGAUGCGACAAUAACAGUUACACAUCAGACAAAAGAAUGAUUACUUCAAAUACUGGUAAAUAUCUAGUUUGUAUAGCCACUCAAACGUCAGAUGUCGUCCUUCAAGAGCUUCCAGCAGACGGCAUGGAGGAUGGUAUUCCAUGUACGCAGAACUUGUCUUCCAUGUAUCAUGGUGCAUGGCCAAAUGUCAAAGAUGAAGAUGAAGUUAGAGAAAGUGAUAUGGCUUCUACCCAUCAUCCUGAUCUAGCUAGUGUAAUGAGUUUCAACUCGGAGACGUCUGGACGUCAACCACCACCAGCUAUUGAAUUUGAACCUCCUCCUCCAUCCUCACAACAACUGGGAACAAGGGUUGAAAUGGUAUAUUCAUUGUUAUCAAUGUUGGGUACCCAUGAUAAAGAUGAUAUGAGUAGAACAUUGCUAGCUAUGUCUUCAUCACAAGAUAGUUGUAUAGCUAUGAGACAGUCAGGAUGUUUGCCAUUAUUGAUUCAACUAUUACAUGGUAGUGAUAAAGAUUCUGGUUUGUUGGGUAAUACAAGAGGUUCUAAACCAGCUAGAGCUCGCGCUUCAGCUGCCCUACAUAAUAUAGUUCAUUCUCAUCCUGAUGACAAGAGAGGUAGAAGAGAGGCGAGAGUUUUACGUUUAUUAGAACAGAUACGAGCCCACUGUGACCAACUACGUAAUGAUUCUGGUGAAGAAGAUGAUGCUUUAAAUGAAGGUGCAAAUGCAGCAGAAAUUGAUCAUCAGCCUGGUCCUGCAAUAGCAGCAUUGAUGAAACUGUCUUUUGAUGAGGAACACAGACAUGCUAUUUGUACACUUGGUGGUCUGCAAGCUAUAGCUGAAUUAUUACAAGUUGAUAAUGAUGUUUAUGGUAAUACUACAGAACAAGUUAAUAUAACUAUGAGGAGAUAUGCCUGUAUGUCUCUUACCAAUCUUACAUUUGGAGAUGGAACAAACAAGGCAUUAUUAUGUUCUAUGAGAGGUGCCAUGGCUGCUCUAGUUGAUCAACUAAACUCAUCGAAUGAAGAUCUUUGUCAAGUUGCUGCUAGUGUUUUACGCAAUCUCUCAUGGCGUGCAGAUUUAGCCAGUAAAAAAAUAUUACGUGAAGUGAAUGCAGUAAAAACAUUAACGGUAGCCUCUAUGAAGGUGAAAAAGGAACCAACUUUCAAAAGUAUUUUAAGUGCUCUGUGGAAUUUAUCUGCCCAUUGUACAGAAAACAAGGCUGAUAUAUGUGCCGUAGACAAUGCAUUAGAGUUUCUUGUUAGUAUUUUAACAUACAAAAGUCCUUCAAAAACAUUAGCCAUUAUUGAAAAUGGUGGUGGGAUUCUGCGUAAUGUUUCCAGUCAUAUAGCUGUUCGUGAAGAUUAUCGUAAAGUUCUUAGACAACAUGGAUGCCUUCAAAUCUUGUUAAAACAUUUAAGAUCUCCCAGUUUGACUAUUGUUAGUAACGCUUGUGGUACGCUGUGGAAUCUUUCGGCUAGAUGUCCUGAAGAUCAACAAGCUUUAUGGGAAAUGGGAGCAGUUAGCAUGUUACGAAAUCUUGUUCAUUCUAAGCACAAAAUGAUUUCAAUGGGAAGUGCUGCUGCAUUGAAAAAUUUACUGUCAGCAAGACCUAAUUUGAAAAACAUUGAUUUUGAUAGACAUUCUCAAUCUGGUCGACCGUCAUUACAUGUUAGAAAACAACGUGCAUUAGAAGCUGAACUAGAUCCUAAUCUUGCUGAAACCUGUGACAAUGUAGACAGUCCACGAGAAAGUCCAAACAUACAAAAUAAAGAAAAUGACAAUCGUAGAUUUGUGCUUAGUAAUACAAGUAAACCAGGAGACAGUGAUUCACCUAGAAGACCUUUGAUUCGUGGUGUAUUGUGUAGGCGUGGCAGCAGCGAAGGUGUUAAUGUCCUAGAUAACAGAUUAAGAUCACCACAAAGGGUUGCUCGCUCUGGAAGUCAAGACAGUGUCGGCAGCACUCAUUCCGACAUAUCACACGAUAGAUCCCGUGUUCAUAACAUGCUUGCAAAAAGUUCCCGACUACUGUAUGAACGGCAAGGUGGAAGUCUGGAGAGGAAGAGAGAAAAUGGUCUUCAUAGAGUUAGCUCAGAUGGAAAUUGUGACAAUGCACAUCAUCCUAAAAACAGAAUUGUGCAAGCGAUGCAGGAGGUUGCCAUGCAUGUUGGUCUCAAUCCUGCUGCCAAUGAAAUCAAAGACCCACCAAGAAACAUGCGUGCCUUACUGCUUCAGAACACACAGGCAAAAGCUGGGCCAAAUUCACCGAGGAAUAUCAUAUGUUCAAAUAGUCACAAAUCAAACUCCAGUAAUGAUGUCUCAGAAGAACCAAUAAAUUAUAGUUUAAAAUAUCCAGGACAAUCCAACAAAGAGAGCCAUACCUUCCCUUUAAAUAACCGUCAUCCAGCUAAAGUUAACAAUUUCAUGCCUCCUAAUGGACCUGGUGUUAGACCAUCUGUUUAUAUGGUACACAAUAGAUUUCCGGAUCCAUCUUCUAGUCGUCAAGUACCAUCAUUAUUUAAUCAACAAACUAGGCAUCCAGCACCACAGCCAACAAAUUUUGGCAGUUACGCUGAAACAGAUCUAGACAGUGUUGAUCAACCCACUAACUUUAGUCUACGUUACGCUGAACAAACUGAUGAUGAAUAUCAAGAACAACCAAUUAACUACAGUGUAAGAUACCAAGAAUCGGAUCCACAUUGUGCUGAUUGUAAACUGGAAGAGGCUCGGUAUUUGAAUGAUCAAAUGGAACAGGAUAUGACAACCAUCCAUGGAGAUCAAAUGACAACAUUUUGUACGGAGGGUACUCCAUAUUUGUCAACAGCGACCUCUUUAACGGAUUUAGUUGGUGCAGUUAAGGCUGAAAAUGGAGACAAUGCUACAGAUUACAGAGAAGCCCCUGAGGAUGAAAUGCAAGACUAUGGCAACAAAUAUAGUGAAGAAAAAGAAUUACAUGAAGCAAACAACUUCCAUGAUGAUCAACCUAGAAACUUUGCUAUUCAAGAACCAGAAGACCAUGAUUUUGCUCCAAGAGAUAAUAAUGGUGCCAUGGAUCAGACUAAAACUUAUAAUGAGGAAGGAACACCUGUUUGCUUUUCUCGAGUCAGCUCUCUCAGUAGUUUACACAGUAGUGAGGCUAGAGAUCAUCCUGACAAUAGAGCCAAUGUUCUGCAAAGUAUUGAGGAAAAUGAGAAAUCAGAUGCUAUGACAGGAUCAGUCAUAGAGAAAUCAAGUAUUAAAUCUCCAGAUAAUAGAGAAAUGAGUUCUGAAGGUCGAUCUGGUGUACUCAAGGCUAAUGGUAGUUUUAAUUCAGAAAAAGAACACAAAACAGUCACUUUUGAUGACAAUCAUCAUGUGGAAGAAACACCUCUAAUGUUUUCAAGAUGUAGUUCAUUGGGUUCUUUGAGUAGUUUUGAUGCCCAGUCAGUUCACAGUUCUGUUGUCAGUGAAUACAGUCGACGUGCAAGUGAGGUAGUAUCUCCAAGUGAACUGCCAGAUUCUCCAAGUGAAACCAUGCCACCAAGUCCCAAACGUAUUAGAUCUCCAGGACCAAAAUUGAACUUGGAUGAAGAUGACUCGGAAGACGAUACUACAAAAGAAUUCACAGAUGUAGCAGUAUCCCAAGCUCAGCUUAUUAAACCUCUAAAAAACUUAAUCUCUCAUCUCAAAUCUGAUUCUUCUACUUCUACCAAAGUUGAAUCACCUACAGUGUAUGCUGAAGAAGGUCCUCCUCCAGCCUUUUCAGACACCAAUAGUAUAUUAAGCGCCUUGACAAUAGAUGAGGGUGAAAAUGCAAAUAUCAUAACUAGACAAGAAAUCCGAUCAUUUGCUGAAGAAAUAAGUAAUAUGGAGGAUACUGAAAGAGAUGAUGAUGAAGAGGAUAUGGAGCACAACAAUGCACCUGCUGAUGACAAAGAUUCUUCUAUGUCGGAAGUGUCAGAAGGUGAAGAAGACAUUUUAGCGCAGUGUAUAAAUCUGGCAAUGCCACUACCAAAUAAUUCUAGUAGAAAGAUGAGGAAAAGUUCUUCAGAUAAUGCCCUGAAGAAGAAAAAUGGACUUUCCAAAAUUGAUAAUUUAGGCACAAACAAGACCAAGCUACCUACUAAAAGUGUAAAUUUUACAAACAACUCUCUGAAAACUGACAAAACAAACAGUAAGAAUAAACUUCAAGAAGAACAUAACAAAUCUGCUCAGAAUCCAAUAUCAGAAUCUGUUUUGCGCAAUACCUAUCUAGCCAAUUAUGAUAUUGGUAACGAUACUGCCAAAUCAUAUGCUACUGAGGGAACACCAUUAAAUUUCUCUUCUGCUAACUCAUUAACAGACCUGAGUAAUAUUGGAAUUGCAUCUGAUGGUGAUGCCAAACCUGAAGCUCCUCCAAACCCUCAUGAUGAAUCGAAAUCUGACAACAGUUCUUUGUGUGAAGAAAGUGAAGAUAUUUUGCUAACAGAAGUUAUACAAGCUGCAAUGCCAAAAAGUAAAGUAGCAAGACGUCUCAAUCUUGAAGCUCAACAAAAUAAAAGUCUUGCUGCAAAGAGUGUAAAUGCUAACAAAAGCAAGACAAAUGCAUUUCAACCACUUCGCACAUCCAGCCACAUUAAUUCUUCAUAUCAUACUGAUGGUGGUGACAUUAUGAAAACUUAUGCUGAAGAAGGCACCCCCAUAAAUUUUUCUACAGCUACUUCAUUAAGUGAUCUGACAAUGGAAUCUUCAGAUGAUUGGAGAAACUCGGCUGGUCAUUCAGGUGUUCAUUCUACUGCUGUUGUAUCAGGAGCUGCCAAUGACUCUGUUUUCUUGGCAACAGAUCCUGCUGAUUCUCCAAGGGUAUAUCAUGUAGAAGACACACCAGAAACAUUUUCCUGCAAUGAUUCACUUAGUUCUCUUAGCGUAACAGAUGAUGACAUGCUGUCUGGUGAUAAAUUCAUGCUGGGGGCAAAAAAAAGUUUCAGCCCAAAACAAAACAAUCAACUUCCGCUUAGAAAUAACAAGACAGAAAAAGAAUCAAAUAUUGAUCAGGCUAAGAAGUUUGAAGUAGAAAAUACACCAACAUGUUUUUCUAUUAGCUCUUCUCUAAGUUCCCUCACUUCUAUAGAUCACACUGUAAAUGUUCAAGUUAUUAAAGAGGGACAGGUACCUUUUGAACUAGAAGACACACCAGCUAUUUUCUCCAGAAAUAGUUCUCUUAGUUCAUUGAGUAUAGAAUCAUCUAACAAUUAUGACCCAACUCCAUCUGAGCAAGCUCUGUUGGAUGAAUGCAUAAGUUCUGCCAUGCCCAAAAGCAGAGGUAAAGAACAACCAAAGAGACAUAUUCUAACACCUAACAAAUCCAAAAUUGCAACAAGAGGAGGAGUUGACCUGCCAAAAAGUCAACAAGAAAGACCAUCCACAAGGACCCUGUCAUACAGUUGCUCAGAUACCUCAGCCAUUGAACGUGCCACACCCAAACAUAAUGCAUAUCAAGGCUGGCGUCGUGAACCUGCUAAGUCAUGUGAUGAGGCAUCACCUCCUAGCCCUUCCAGCAACAGAUUUGGAUGGAAAAGAUCUCAAUCUCAGGAUGGAAAUAGUUUUAGCGGAAGUGUAGCUUCAUCUCAUAGCCCAAACAGUGAUCAGUCAAGGAAUAAUAUCCGGCGGCCAUUUCUUGGGACUCCGGAAACGGUUAAGAAGAAUCCGCUCUAUGUUAAAGACAAUAAAUUGCUUGAGGAGGCGGAACAAAAUCGGCAGAUCAACAACAGAGGAUCAGCUUCUAUGACAGACUCUACAAGUAGCAAUGAGAAAGUAGACAGCGAAAAAUCAGUUAGUGAAGAGACAGUUUUUCUUGAUGUAACAAAGAGUGCGAGUCAGAAUGAAACUACCAGCUAUGAUGACAUAAUGAAAACAUCUUUCCCUAAAGACAUGGCUCCUGAUACUGAUGAUGAUAUCCUUGAUGCUGAUGAAUUGGAAGACGAUUAUUCAGCCCAUGACAGUGAAUCAGAUAAAACUAUAGCUGCAAUGAAUAAGACUUUAGAAUACAAUGCAAAUUACAAUGAUGAUAGUUGUCUUGUUUCUGGGGAAUGUUCAUUUGAAGAAGAAAUAACUCCAGAGGAUGAGCGCUUGUUAGAAGCCAAUGCCAGCCUUGUUGUGUCUGAAUUAGCCACUAACCACAAUAUGACAGGAAGCACACAAGAUGAAGAUCUUUUCAUUGAAAAUGAAACAUUGUCUCUAGUUUCCAAUGAUUACACCUCUGAUACAGCUUCUGAAAUCUCUAAUUCAUGGUCUCUUAACUCAGAAAAGAUCAGCGAACAGUCUAAUUCUAAUAAUUCAAAGGAAGAAAACAAAUCACAAAGAGGACCAAGGGUUUUGAAACCAGGAGACAAAAAGCCAAUUGAAGUACCUAAGGAAAAUGAAAAGGGUAUCAGAGGAAAGAGAAAGCCACUGUAUAGUAGAUCAGCUUCCACUCCAACAGCUCUGUCUCCCAGAAAUAAACAAGUCAUAGCUAAAGUAUCGCCUAAUAAAACCCCAGCUGUAGUGAAAAACAAUAACCAAACAGCUCUCAAACGUCCAUCUCCUCGUCAACCAACACAGACAGCGGCUAAUACUGCUCGACCUCCUUCAAAACCAACAUACACCCGUUCUUCAUCCUUGCCAAGAACCCCACCAUCCAAUAUAACCUCUAAAUCCCCGGGUCGUUCCACAAAUGCUAACCAGUCAAAGUCGGCCAUUUCUAAAGAAUUAAAUUUAAAACCGAAGAUCAAUACAGCUGAAAGGCCAAGACCCAUUGUCAAACAAGCAACAUUUACCAAAGACACUGUUGCCCAUAAAAAUACACCCACUAUAACAUCAGAAGGCGAUGUAAAUCAAAACAAGGAUCAGACAGACAAAGUUAAACUUCGGGAUAAGCGAAGAAGCUCAGAAAAUACUUCUUUUAAACGUAAUUCUUAUGGAUCAACAGGUUCUAGAAACUCGUCUGAAAUAAAUUCUUCCUGGGCUCAGUCUCUUGAUGGCUUCAACAUGAUGGUUGAUACCUCUAAAGAAAAUGGUUAUGAGGCCCCAUACAAACAAAUACAUAUGCAGAGAAGUUCUAAAGAUGCACCAGCAUCAAUGAAGAGAACACUUAGCAACACUAAUACAUCUCCAGCUAACAAAAAGGUAUCAAAUAUUGCAAGACCUAUAAAUUCUGCAGCAUCAAACAAGAGUCCAUUGGGUUCUAAGACUGCUUUAAACAAAUCAGGAAGUGGUACCAAUCUUCGCAAAACCACAAGCGGCACUAGUUUGACAAAAACUAAUAGCGGCUCAUCAUUGAAUAAAUGUGGAUCAAACACAAAUCUGAAGAAAAUGGCUAAUGGUAGCAAGAGCGAACUAAAGAAAUCUGACAGCAACGCCAGCAUUAAAACUAACUCUCGACCAGGUACACCAAAUGGUAGGAGGCUGUCUAAUGGAUCUACUUCAACAUCCAGAAAAUCAGAUAGUUCAACGCCUACUAAAACAGUUACAACCCCAACCAGUGACACUAAGAAACCACCAACAGGUUCAGUGGGGAAGAAGCAAGUGCCAAGUAAGAUUGCAAGUUUAUGGAAGAAAGAAGAAAAUGGUCAAGAAAAUUCUCCCACUAAAGAGUCUUCUUCAAGAUUGCCCACAGCUAAUAACAAGUCAGCUACAAAACCGGUAACGCCCAAAAGAACAAGCAGUUUGCAAAAUGGCAAUGGUGUUAAAACUAAGACACCACCUCAGAAAUCUUCCAGUCAGAAUCUUGUAAUCCCUGACAAACCUUCACCUGAUGGCAUUUGUAAAAGUUCAACUUAUGAUAAAAUCACCAUUGUUUCUGAUGAAGCUGGAACUGAAGAUUUGGAUGGUCAAAUUAAUGCCAGCAGCCUUGAAGAAGUAUCUGAUCCAGCUAAUACUACAGUUAAUAGUGUAUUCAAUUUAACUGACAAUUCAAGUGAACACAAUUCUAUGGAUUCCCUAAAUGCCUGUCAUUUAGUUAACAGUGGCACAUGGAAGAAAAAGAAGGGAAGCUCCAAUCAUAGUUUACAAUUACCUAAUGCUGAUGAAACCUGUAGAUCUUCUGGUUCAGUUAGUAGUGUUUCUGACUCUGUGAAAGAUGAUACUAGUUUGAGUGGUCCACUGGGCACUGAUAUCACUGGAAAUAGUGAAAUUUGGGUAAAACAUGGUGAAAAAUCAAAGUCGGGCAAAAAUAAGGACAAAGCCAAAAAAGAAUCAAAAUCGAUGGCCCAAAGUAUUAAAUCAACUCUAUUUGGCAAAAAGCCUGGCUUAAGUAAAAUAUUUGGCUCCCAGAAAAGUAAGAACCCUCUCAAAAAAGAAUCUGAAAAGACAUUAUCUGCUAAACCUUUACACCAGGAAUCUCGUACUAGUCCGUCUGCAAUAGUUCCACCUUUUAAUUAUAGCCCCCCUGUUAAUACACCACCUACGCCUAAAAUAUCUGACAUUCAGAAUAAUGACACAAACAAUGACAAUAAUCAAAAUAAAAAAUCAUCCUUGCCAACCCCAGCUAAACACGCUACCAAAACUGAAAUGUUAUUGGCACGAAGGCGGUCAUAUCUGAGCAGUAAAAACGAUGUUAAUUCCGAGGAUGACUCGAAAAUGCCAUGUAUGGUGACCACAGUUUAAAUUGUGCAGUGUAAAAAUUAAUAAAAGAAAAAUCAAACAAACUUUAGAACUGUAUGUAAAAAAUAUUUUAUGGUGUAGUUUCGCCUAUCUAUUUUUUAAUUGUCAGUUUCAAUUCGGAAAUGGUCAAUUGAUUGGUUCACUAAAUUGUAUUAGUAAAAGAAAAAAUACAUGGACUACAUAUUGCUUUCGUCAUUCUGAUAUAGGAGAUAUCAUUUUAUUUUGAUCAGUAUUGAUUUCUGCUCUUUGUGUUAAUUCAUACUUCUUUUUUUCACCAUGUCUCACUUUCAUAUGUGUCUUCAUAUUGGUUUUUAUAAGCAAGGUAUUGGACGCAAUGGCUAUUCUUGUAGACAUCCCCAUCCAACCAUAAAUAAUAUUGUGCCAUUUUCUAUGUCAAAAUUCGUCAGCAAGAAUUCUAUCUUUCUUGAAAUGAACGAAAUUUUUAAAAAGAAAACUACCUCUACCCUACAAACCUUGGGUUAAUACUUCUGGUGUGAUAUAACCCAUGUGGUAUCCCCACAUAUUUAUCUUAUAGAAGGAAGUUGAAAUGAAUCCAAGGUCUUACAUUUCGAUGUUUCGAAAGCAAUUAUUGACACUUUAUUUCAAUGUCGGGUCAUUUAGUUUGUACUUGUAUAAACCAGUGGGUUCAAACUGAUUUCUUGUUAUUUGAUAUGCAGGUGGAAAAGGGUUCAAGAUUUAAAGUGCACCUGACAAUUGCGAUCCUAAAUAUAUUAUAACCAUCCAUUGGAAAACAUACCCAAACUGUCAUUAAAAAAUCAAUGUCACCAAAAACAUCUUUCAAGAUAAUUGAAGCGAAACAUUUUUUGAAAACUUUAUCAUUGCCUCCUUUGUGUAUUAUACGCGCAAGGAGAAAAUGGACCGGAGAUGGCGUUAACAGGGCAUUUGUUUACUAUAUUGUUAGCUUAUUUGGAAAAUUGAGUCUACAAAUUGAUGUUUCCUGGUCAAUAGAAAUAUACCUCUAAAUAAUUAUAAGUUUAAGAUAGUCGAACAAGUGACCAAAUUAUUUUCAAAUUUCCUUACUGAAUAAAGUGUAAAAGCCAGUAAUUGGCAUCUACGAAUAUUCAUUCAGAUUCAGAAAUGAGCAAAUAACGUGUCAAUAAAGUUAAGGGGUAGUUAUUGGUAAUUUAUCUGAAUGGUGUUUGGGGAUUUCUAUUCUUUUUUUUCUACCAUUAUUAUUACUGUUUUUGACAAUAGUUUGAUAGUGUUUACCUUUAUAGACAUGUGUAUAUAUGCCUUUCUAUCUCUUUCUGUAUUUUUUUUUUUGUAAUACUUUUAAAUCUUCAAAUGUUCACGGCCAUUAUAGAGAUACAUGUAGAAGAAUACUAUAUAAUAUGUAUAUUAUCAGUUUUAAAACGUGCAAUAUUAUGUGAAUAUGUAUUUAAACAUGUCCAUUUUGUAACAUUCAUCUAUCAUUAUCACUUUCCUGUAAAUAGUAAGACAUAUUAUGGUGCAUUAACAUAGGAUAAAUUAGUGCAGAUGAACCUAUGCUUUUGUUUGAAUUAUGUACAUUGUUUCAACGUAGUAAGUCUGGAUUAUGUACACUGUUUCAAAUACUAAGUCUGUGCAUGAGAUGAGAUAAUUGCUGACAUUUUUCACUCAUUAUUUAAGUAAUGACAUCUUAUGUAUUGCAUUUUCUACAAAUCAUUGGUUUAUGUAAAGGUUGUUUGCUUAGUAUAAGUCGUGCUGGUGUUUGCUUAUUUCUGCGUGUUGACCUGUAACGAAGCUUAGCUUUAAUUUUACAACAUUAUUUUAGAUGAAUUUAAUUGUUGGAAACAUAUAAAUUUUCUACUAAUUAAUUAUGCUAUGCUGAAUGUUCAUUUAUGGUUGUUUACAUUUGACAAGUCACUUUCCAUUGACUUAAUGUGAUGUGUAAAAAAGCUCUUCUUGUCUGUAGUCAACAAGACUACAAAACAUAAACAAGCAAGGAGAUUAAAUUAUUUAUUAAGGUAUAA
Messenger RNA from Patella vulgata (common limpet), 11706 nucleotides. Its product is annotated as adenomatous polyposis coli protein. Gene Ontology annotation, biological process: nervous system development; positive regulation of protein catabolic process; Wnt signaling pathway. Gene Ontology annotation, molecular function: gamma-catenin binding; beta-catenin binding; microtubule binding. Gene Ontology annotation, cellular component: catenin complex; beta-catenin destruction complex; cytoplasmic microtubule. Bases 479 to 9736 code for a protein of 3085 amino acids. Lineage: Eukaryota; Metazoa; Mollusca; Gastropoda; Patellidae. The transcript is spliced from 11 exons. The record is from RefSeq and is a predicted model, not a curated record.